UGUUUCACUGCUACCAGCUGCAGGCUCAUCCCAGUCCUUGUCGGAGUGGAAACACGGGGGCCGACAGUCCUUUUUUUUUUCUCCCUGUUUAUCUCGUUGUGCUUUCUUUAAUUUCACCCGCUUCACUCUCUGUCUCUCUUUUCCUCAGCAGACAACUUUUCCUUUUCUCUCCCUCCUUUCCGCUCCGUUAGAAGGUUUUAAAACCCUGUCCAUGUAAGCUCUGGUUAUGUAUUUAUUUGUUUAUUUAUUUAUUUAUUCUCUUUUUAUCACACGGAAUAGACAGGUAUAUUUCGUUUAGAUGUAUCCCAAAUGAGAAGACGCAAAAGAUGGAGCUGCACAUUUUAGAGCACAGUUUGAAAGUAGCAAGUGUAGCGAAAGAGGGUAUCCAGGUCUGCACUCACGGAUUAAUCAAACUAGCUUUUCUGCCCUCUAAAACAAGAUGUAAGUUCUUUAGUUUAACCGAAACGCCAGAGGAUUAUACCAUCAUUGUGGAUGAAGAUGGCUUUAAAGAGCUGCCAGAGUCAGAAUAUCUCAGUGUGGCAGAUGCGACGUGGUUAGCUCUCAAUGUGGUGUCAGGGGGCGGGAGCUCCACCAGUUCUCAGCCAAUAGGUGUAACAAAAAUAGCAAAGUCUGUCAUCGCCCCGCUUGCUGAUCACAACAUCUCUGUUUUCAUGCUGUCCACUUACCAGACUGAUUUUAUACUGGUUCGAGAGAGGGACCUGCCCAUGGUCAUGCACACGCUAUCAUCAGAGUUCACUCUCCUGAGGGUUGUCAACGGAGAAACAGUCGCUGCCAACAGUAUCGGGGUCAACAAUGGUUUUGUCAAGCCUAAAAUAGUCCCUCGGCCGAUCAUUCACCCUCUGUCCAGCCCCAGUAACAUGUUCUGCGUUACCAGCCUGGACCCCGACACGCUACCCUCGGUGGCCACGCUGCUCAUGGACGUCAUGUUCUACUCGGGCGGAGCAAAAGAGAUGGGGGGGCAGAACGAGGAUUCUGGACACAUCUGCUUUUUCUCGUUCUCGCUGAUCGAAGGCUACAUAUCUCUGGUCAUGGAUGAGCAGACAACACGGAGGUUUCCAAACAAUGUCCUCUUCACCAGCGCUUCAGGAGAGCUUUGGAAGAUGGUUCGCAUUGGAGGACAGCCUUUAGGGUUUGAUGAAUGUGGCAUUGUGGCUCAGAUAUCUGAACCACUGGCGACCGCCGACAUUCCAGCCUAUUAUAUCAGUACCUUCAAGUUCGAUCAUGCUCUGGUUCCUGAGGAGAAUAUCCAGAGCGUGAUUGGAGCCUUGAGGACCAAUGAGAGCACAAGACAGUGAGACUCAUCCUGACUGGACAAGAGUCCUGCAAACAUUUUUGAUUUCUUAUGUCAAACUCUUAAAAGUGCCAAGAGCUUACCCGAGGACUGGUUAUGGGGGGCGCUGGGGGAUAUUUAGUUUUGCAGUCAGUAUUGAGCAUUGUGUCACUAGCCACCAUCACUUCCUGUCUACCUGCAAAAAAGCCCUUGCCCAACCCGAAACUCCCAUCAUCAUGAACAGGGACCAUGCAAUAGUGUGAAUCCAGUGUUUUUCUUUUCCGCUCUUUUUUUCCUCCCCACCAACCCUCUUCCUCUUAUCCACCCCUCCUCCGCACACCAUUUUACCAUGGCAACAAGGCCUGCUUAAGCCUGGGCCUGGAUUUAAAAUACCAACUCUUCAGACAUUGCUUAUAACCAGCAUGCAUUAGUGGCAGGAGGACACAGAAUGUACUCAAAUGUUCAUCAAGAUUGAUUUUUUUUUUCAAUCUUGCUCCCCCUUCCUGUUUUCCCUUGCAGUGCCAAGACACAGGGCCUAAACAGACUCCUUUUCUAAACAUGAUUUUUCUGGAUGCAAUUUGAAGGUUAAGUUUUUAGUGAAAGACUACAGUUCAGCAAUAUGGUUAAGUCAAAAAUUUAAUUUUUGUGAAAGAAGCAUUUCAUGGCUGUUCAGAAAGUUUCUCGUUUUUGUUUAGAGGUUUUGUAUGUUUCCACCCACCUCAAUCCUAAAGUCGCAUUUCAGUCCCAAGCGGCUGGGUAAUGAAUUAGUAGUUGUUGUUUUGCAUUCACAGUACAAUCAAUGAUUUUUCUGUUUGCCCGGCUGAGUUGGCAGCGAAUGUGCAUAGAGAUUUUGUCCAGCGUGUGGAUUCAGGUGAGGUCAAACUUGCACUUGUUCAGGUUGUAUAAACGGAAGUACAAAACGAAUUGUGCAGUUUACUGUAUACUGUUUUUAAACACUCAUUUCGUGCUUUUAUUUACCCCAUUACCUUCCCGUUUUAUGUGUGGAGUAAUCACAUGUUUGUGAUUGUGGACAUAAAGAUGGCAACCAUACUUGCUCCUUUGAGUAUUUUGCAAAGCUGUCUCUUCAUUCGUAGAGGAAGCUGGUGGGGAAUGCUGUCGUAUUUUUGAAUGCUCAGUAAGGGUCAAGUGUCCUUAGUUUAGGCCUUCAAGCUCCCCUUGUCUGCACUUUAUUAAAGGUCUAUCUUGAAGAUCUUACUAUUCUGAUGUGAAAUAGAGGGGAUGAGUAUUUUCCCCUGGAAGGAGUCUCUUGUAGAAGGUGUCACUUGUUGCUUUUUACACAUGGAUUGGGUGUCUCUUUUCCGCAAGCUUUUCUUCUAUCAUCUCUGAAGCAAACAUCUGCAGAAACCAUGUAUUUAUCAGUGUUAAAAAGGGUGACAUUUCUUCUCUGACAAUUAAAGAUGUGAAAACAGUAGUUUUUCAGCUUAGUUUGUUUAGCUUUGUUUUGUUUUUUUUUUAUUUGAUUUUUUGUUACUCUCUUUUCCACUGUUCGAACCAUGUUUUCUUAAGAGUACAGUAGGGGUUUACACUAUACGAUUGUGAAACCAUGUGCCAAUUUCGGAUUUCUUAAGUUUAUGAUGAUGAUAUUAAUUUGCUCAUAUCUGUGAUUUACAAAGAUAAGCUGAAUCCUAUGAUCUUUGCGUAGGCUGCUUCUGACUACCCAUACAAAUGAUUGAUUUCAUUUGAAGAAUUGCAUUGAUUAAACCAGUUCAGACAACAGAAAAGGUCAGAAUUUUGUUGACUUUUGUCUUUACUUGAUGCAGUGUGUUGGCCAGAAACAAUGUCCCUUUAAACUUGCACAUUAAAGAGGGCAAUUUUUCAACCAUUUCCUUUUCCCUCUCCCUCAGAAUGUAUAUUGCUUUAUAAAUGGUACUAUAAUCUUAUAUGAUCUACAAAUAUAGUUUGGUACAAAUAAAGCAUGUACUUGAUUCUGAAGGAUACAGCAAUUUCAAUAACUUUGACUUUAAAUUCUGGGUUCAAUGCAAGUUGAGCUCAAUCGACAGCAAUUGUGGCAUAAUGUUGAUUUAACACAAAUUUCAACUCGUCCCUCCCUUUUAAAAAAGUUACAGUGAGGCACUUACAAUGGAAGUGAAUAGGGACAAUUUUUGGAGGGUUUAAAGGCAGAAAUGUGAAGGUUAUAAUUUUAUAAAAGCACUUACAGUAGUUUGUCUGUUAAAACUUGUGUAUUAUUUGAGCUGUAAAGUUGUUUAAAUUGUCGUUUUUACGUCCGUUUUAGGGUUUGUUGACAUUACAUUGUCAUAGCAAUGAAGUUGUAAAAUUGGCUAUAAUUUACACAGAAAAGGUUAGUAAGUGAUUUAAAGAAAGGAAGAUAUGAAUUAUAUUUUUGUGGUAAUUAAUAUUAUGCCACUAAUUGUGUCGAUUGAGCUAAAAGUGUAUUGAACCUGGAAUAUUCCUUUAAGAUCGUGCUUAUGUUUUAUUGCACAUUAAUGUUCAGCCAAUGGAAUAGUUCACCAAUAAUGAACAUUCUGUAAUUAUUUAAAAUAGUUUGUAUUACUUGUCUUUUCUGUUCACAAAAGUCUUUCCCUCUGCUGAAGCUUUCGACUCUAAUUCACGCUUCUACAUGUUCAAACCGGACACGACCUAUAAUCACAGCACGUUUGACAUCAAUGAUGCCAAACGAUUGUGGUUUUCACAUGUCUCAACACCAGUGUUUGGUGUAAUCUAAUUAUAAAGUAAUUACUGUAAUCUCAUUACUUUUUUAGUAAUGUAACAUUACAUUUUAAAUUCUUCUAAUCAGGUGAGUUUCAGUUAACUUUUAAGUACAUUGCUUGGGUUACACAUUUCUUAAAUAUUGAAAACAUGUUCAUAUGUACAUCUGUUUGCAUUUUUGUGACCCCUAAUGACUAACUGUAAGGUAGAUAUGUGUGGUGCUGAGUGUGUGACUUGCAUGCAAUAAUAAAGCAUGGAAAUAUGUCCAUUAGGUAAC
This is a messenger RNA of Myxocyprinus asiaticus (Chinese sucker), 4256 nucleotides long. RefSeq names its product cytosolic arginine sensor for mTORC1 subunit 2-like. Gene Ontology annotation, biological process: cellular response to L-arginine; negative regulation of TORC1 signaling. Lineage: Eukaryota; Metazoa; Chordata; Actinopteri; Cypriniformes; Catostomidae. The transcript is spliced from 9 exons. The coding region runs from base 327 to 1316 and encodes 329 amino acids. The record is from RefSeq and is a predicted model, not a curated record. Gene Ontology annotation, cellular component: cytosol.